Molecule: messenger RNA, 6486 nt
Organism: Macrosteles quadrilineatus (aster leafhopper)
Lineage: Eukaryota; Metazoa; Arthropoda; Insecta; Hemiptera; Cicadellidae
Product: E3 ubiquitin-protein ligase RNF144A-like
Exons: 9
Coding region: 242-1633 (463 amino acids)
Biological process (GO): protein polyubiquitination; positive regulation of proteasomal ubiquitin-dependent protein catabolic process; ubiquitin-dependent protein catabolic process
Cellular component (GO): ubiquitin ligase complex; cytoplasm
Molecular function (GO): ubiquitin conjugating enzyme binding; zinc ion binding; ubiquitin protein ligase activity
Source: RefSeq, a predicted model, not a curated record
UGUGUUGGUGUACACUUGAGUGUUAAAUUUAAGAACUGGGUUAUAUGUUUGGUUAUUGAACUAGGUAAUCUGAGACAGGACGUGCUGUGCUGUUUUCCACUGUAUCGUGAUUGGAUUAAUGUUGAGAUAGAACAAUGUUUCUUAAAGGGGACUUCAUGUCGAUAAAUGCAGGUCUCGUGAUGCGCAGUUCAAGAGAAGGGAUGCCGCCUACAAGAUCAUACAAUAGUUAGGCCGGGUGGGGAUGGCUGCCAGCUCCUGCGCGGAGGUAGCGGCGGCGGCGGCGGGUGACGGAGGCGGCAGUCUCGGCGUAGCUGCGGCGGCAGCGGCAUCGUCAGUGCGAAGGUCCAAGUCGCGUCGAGCAUCGUGGGAGAGCGAGCUCCAGUCUCGUCGGGCCGUGGUCGCCCGCAGUUGGUACGGAGGGUACGGCGCGCUCCCGGAGGAAGAGGAGGACGAGGUAGAGGUAGCGAGGAAGUUGGUGAUGCCUAGCCUGAAAAACCUCGUCUCCAUGGCGACGCUGAGUAGAAGAAGAUCUUCGUCGACGACGGCGUUGAACUCCCAGGAGGUGCGGAGUGUCCCGUCGUCUGCCAAGUCGGUGACGGCGAUCCCUCUACUUCGCGAACCCCUGAGGAAGUGCGAGACGGCGGUGACGUUGUCCACCAUGGUACCCCCUGUGAGACCCGUCAACAGACUGAGGAUGUCCAACAUGUGCUCUAGGUGCUCCAGUAUACUGUCUAUGGCCAGUAGCUCCAGAUACUCCAUCAACACCACGGGCUUCGUCAAUGUGAGUGAACGUAGCAAUGUGAUGUGUAAACUCUGUCUCAAUGAGGUUCCUCAACACCUUACGUGGACGCUGCAGCACUGCUCGUGUACCUUCUGUGUAGAGUGUAUGCGAGCCUACGUUGAGUUUGAGAUCGGAGAGGGUGCGUAUGAGAUCUCAUGUCCGGACGCUCUCUGUGAGAAGCAAGGAGUCAUGUCUCUCAACGAGAUAGAACGACUUGUGUCUGAGGAGAACUUCGAGAAACACAAGAGGUUCAGGCUCAACAGAGAGGUAGAGCUAGACAAGAGCAGGACUUGGUGUCCGAGUGCUGGCUGUGAGACUGUGUGUACUGUGUGCUCUACUGCAGAGAGAUGUGUUCCACAGUCAGUCCAUUGUCCUACCUGUGAGACAGACUUCUGCAGUAAUUGUCGAGCCGCCUGGCACCAGGGUGUGCCGUGCCGGCCAGAGGACCUUGCACAGCCAAUACCAGGAAUCACGUUUGACUCUGAGCUGAUCAAGUGCUGUCCGAUGUGUGCCGUGCCGAUAGAGAAAGACGAGGGAUGUGCACAGAUGAUGUGUAAACGCUGUAAACACGUCUUCUGCUGGUACUGCCUCGCUUCCCUAGACGACGACUUCCUAUUGCGGCAUUAUGACAAGGGUCCAUGCAAAAACAAACUAGGACAUUCUAGAGCUAGUGUGAUCUGGCAUCGGACUCAGGUGAUUGGGAUCUUUGCUGGCUUCGGUAUCCUGCUGCUUGUAGCCUCACCCCUGCUCCUGCUGGCAGCUCCAUGCAUCGUCUGCUGCAAGUGUAGGGUGUGUAGUGGAGGCGGCCGACUCGACCCUGAUGAGGAACUGCCGGACGACAACGGCACGUGAAACUCUCCUGAUACUCGAGCAACGGAACUGCUCGAGCAUUAGUAACCAGGUGGUCGCACCCAGAGUCUACAGUACUCAUCGGAGACGCAAAACAUAGGCAAAGAGAAGUUUUGAGGAGAAAGGUGUUGGUAUCGACUGUUCAAUUACUUCAGUAUGAUAAGAUUUUGUAAUUUGGUAGUAGACAUCCCAAUGGACCAGCCAUAGCCAUUUUUUUUUUUAAAGAACAUGUUUGAAUGAGCCACUCAGUGUGCUAAGCUUACUUAUUUUUGUUCCUUGAUUUUUAUCAACAUAGUGUGACAUUAGAGAUGUUUACAAUAAGUUAUCCCGUUAUAGUUUGGCCGCUUAGAAAACGACCUGCGUGCUAAUGCUAAACCAAUGCUGGAGGAGGUCGCUUUCUAAGUGGCCGAACCAUAGUUUGGUUUUGUUAAAAGUUGGCGCAAGUGACUUCUGUUAUUUAUUUACAUUAGAGAAUUCUGUCACUGGCUCAAUUCAACAAAGUUCAUUUUUAUUCUGGAACUGGCUCAGACUUGAGCAUGAGCAUGGAAUGUCCAGUUCUAUGCAUAGUCAAAGGUUUAAGAUAAAUAGUUCAUCAAAUGAUUUGCAACAAGAUCAACCAAGAACAGAUGGUUUUACAUUUUAAAGAGUUUUAGCUUUAUAAAAGACUUUUUACACAGCGUGUUGUCUAAAUUGUAAACAUUUAUUCAUAGAAGUUUUUCUUGUUAUUGUUAAACAUGUUUUGACCUCUUUACCAAGUUACAAUUACCAUUACGAUACAUUCAUUUGCUAAAUUGUUAAUUCAGUUUGUGUAAUACAUAAUGUACCAACAAGUAAUUUAACGUUACCAUUUAUUUGUUGUUGACAGUUUUUAUGAGAAGUUUAUAAAUAACCUUAUAAUUGUUCAAGUUAAGUUUUAACAAAACGUUUUAUUACAUUUUCGCACAAAAUUAUGUUUAACCUUGUUAUGAACACAAUAAUUUGUUUACAAACAAAAUAAUUAAACAGUAGAUAAUGUACUUAACAAUGCCCCUGUUAAUCAUGAGUUGAUUUAAACUUUACUGUUACUUAUGUUAAUGUUGAACCAUACUGCCUUUUAUACCUUUCAAAUGAAUAUGGAAACUAAACUGAUGAUAUUGAGGGUCGAACAAAAUCCAACCAUGAACUGUUGUGAAGAUGAGAUGUUUUUGUUACAAGUGAAAAUGUUUUGGACUCAAGUUAAAAAAUAAGUUGUAUAUACUUUGUACAAAGUGCAAGAAGAUUAAUAGUUUUGUUUAAUUUGUAAAUACUAAAUACAUUAACAUGUAAAUGAAGUCACGUAUUUUAGGAGAAUUAUUUGGCAGGAGGGUUUAGGUUUUUUACAAGUAACAAUUAGCUAUCAGUACAAUAUUUUAAUUGUUUUGCCCAAUAACUUCCUCAUUUACGGUUAAAUUCACAAAAUUAGAAGUAAAUAACUAAGCAGAUAAAAUAAAGUGCUUCCAUUUUUUAAUCAAUAAUCGAGUGGUAAACUAUAAUGCUCCUGCCAAGUUUAACAUACAAUGCUGUAAAUAGUAUAAGUGCAAUUUUAGAAGUUAACGAGAGUUAACAAGGCUGUGAGUGGGUAGAGACUUAAUUUUUUUUUCCGGGUGUCAUGUACUUAACUAGUAGUGUUGCGAUGAUGAUGCACAAAACUGUUGGAUUGCUUUUGGUUUCAACCUUAAAGAUUUUACUUCUGAUUCUUGAAAAAGUAAAAAACAAAAUAUUUAAUGAAUGUUUGUUAUGGAUUAAGUCAUUAACUAAUAGUCAAAGAUUUAGUUCUUUGUAAUACAGAGAAUGUUGUCAUUGUUGUUCUCUAAAUACCAGCAGCUGACACGGGCUCUUGACUAUCACAUCAUUAUUGCUGUGUAGUUUAAAUGCUAUAUAUUUCAUUAAACAGUUUCUAAAUGUUUUCCUGUAGUACUUUUUAUGUUUUUAAAGGGAAUAGGCUACCAAACCUAGGUUGUAACUUUCUAAGGUACAUUGAUUAAUGUUUUUUCUUGACAUAAGGACUCGACAAUGUCAUAAUCUAAAAAAAAGCAAAAAACAGUUCAAGUACUCAAAAUUUCAUCAACGCCAAUAGUAAAAUAUUUAAAUAAUCAGAGCGAUUCACAAACUCCAGAUUUCACCAAGUCCAAUAGCAUAAGUUUUAAAUAGUCAUCGUUUCACAAAUUCCAAUGGUAUUAAUUUAAUAAGCAGAGUGUUUCACGAGCUUCAAAAUCAACUCCAAAAGUACAGUUCCGGCCAGAAGUUGCUGCAGGGGUUGCCACGGUCAGAUUGCAGGUACCGUCCGCCGUGUUUGUGACGUUGCUCUAGGAUUGACUAAGGGGUCAUGGGCUCCAAUCUCUAUACAAUUUAAUGUUGUUGGUUCAAUAAAUUUUAAGUGUUAAAAAGGUGUUAAGACGUUGAGUGUGGGCAAAAUCUAUUAAUGUAGUGCGUCAUGAGCGCUCCUAUCGGCCUACAUCUAUAGAUGCCACUCUCACUACAUUAGUUCAUUAUGAGCUCAGCCAUUGCCAGGGAACGUUAUAAUCAUUGCCAGGCUGUAGCUUAGAAUGCAAGCUUUAAUUUGGUGUAGGUUGGUACUAAAAAUUCCUGUAAAAUCCCAUCUAACAAUGCUUUUGUCCUGGUUUUGGGGAUUUUUUCUAUUCAAGCCAUAUUUCAAAGACACUGGCUAUAGAUCCAGGCAGUGCUGCUACCUUUGGGUAUUUCAUUGAUCUACGCCCACUUUCGGGGUAACGCAGCACAAUCACCACUGCUCUUUUGUGAUUCGUCAGACUGAAAUAUUUGAAUGCCAAUUGCGAUUGCUGAUUUAUUGGCGAGCCGGGGCUUUGCCCGGGCCUCAGCGUCUGUUAAAUUGUUUUCAGCACUCAAUUUGUACGCUAUUGGGAUUCACCUUUUCAAUGGUGAGCUUGGCAUUGUAAACACUUUUAUUUCAAAAAAAUAAUUUGUAAACACUCAUAGUAGAGACUUUGACUUUAGUAUAAAAUAUUGAGGCGUGAAAUCUGGAGUUUGUGAUUUUUAAUAAUUUAGCCUACUAUUAGAGUUGGUAAAAUUUAAAGUUAGUGAACCUCACCCAUCAGUUGUAAUACUGUAGGCCUACUAAAAAUAUUUUGACUUGGCACUAUUCCAAAAUAGGUUCCUAAUUUAAUUUUACUACAAGUUUAACUCAGAAUUAUCAACCUACAUGUUUAGUCGAGUUUGAAGUUUAAAUAUUUCAACAACAAAUAAGAUAGCUAUAGUUUCUACAAGACCUGUAUGUCAAAUGAAAUUGAAAGAAAAGAAAUCUAUUCUUUAUAGUUGAAACUUUGAUAUUUUCAAAAGCAAUCCACCAGUGUUUAGCAAUCAACUCCUAUUGGCUACUAGUGAGUAGAAAUAACCUUUAUUAACUGGAAUACUUUAAAUGUGUACCACUUAACUGGAAAUAAGUUAGCCUAAUUCUUUAGCUCUAGAUUCUUGACACAGUAAAAAAUAUAUUCUUAUUAUCUGGAUUUUCCCAUUAGUGGAAAAAUCUUCCUUUAAGUCGGCCUUUAGGGUUUGGAAUUCUUCCUUUUCAGUUAGGUUUUAAGCUCAGUAGAGUAUGGUAAUAUAAUAAUUAUUGCAGUGGACAUAUUACCUAUCAAUUUUACUUUAAAAUGUGAGGUUUGAGGUUAAUAAUUCCUCCUCUUGUUAAAAUAUCCACCAUAAAAUAAUGUAUUGUUGUUGGCUUCAUUCCCAAUCGUUUCUACUUACAGUAGUUUUUUCUCCUCUGGAUCUGGUUUUAAACUGCUUCCCUCCAGUUUUUUAAGCCCAUCUCUAGCUUGGCUUGAAGGACUAAACCCUAGUCUGCAAUAGUUUUCCAGUGAGUGGUACAGUAAAAAGCUUUCACUUCUAAUUUGUCUCCCCAACUAGAGAUGUACAUAUAAUGCACAUCUUCCCACACUAUAUCGACUGUACAAACUCAAUCAGAAUGUCAAAGAAAGUGUUUAGAUAUCAAUAAAAGCUUAAUACAUUGUAACUUUAAAUUUACUAUUAUCAUAAUAUGAUAUCUUAAACUGUAAUUUCUGUCAUGCUUAUUUUUUCAUCAGGAGCUAUUUAACUUUUUUCAGCUUUUAAUGCAUUUUUACUCCAUUUGAAAAUUUGUGAUAACUAUACUAGUUUUUAGGUGAGGUAGUAUUUUUUAAUAAGAUUUUUUUAAAGCAAUGUCUUAUAUUGUUAGUUGUAAGAAUAUUAUUUCAUCUAUAAGCUUGCUUUCCAAUAAACAUUUAAUAUAUCAAAAUUAAAACUUUUGUUACUUGCGAAUCAGGAGGUUGCUUUAAUGUUAAGCUUUGUACCGCUUUUUUCAAUGUUCAAAUUGGAACUGGUAGAUUAUUUCGUUAAAUUUGUUGAAAACAAGUGAUUUACUGAAAAUAAUCAGUAUAAAACAGAAUUUUUUUAUAUUUACCCAGUAUUAUUAAUGUUUAAUUAAUACCUGUUUUAAAUAAUUUUGGUAUUAAAAAUCCAAUGUUAAAUUAACUUAUUCAAACCUAAGCACAGUUAGAUGUUUUGUGUUGGUUAGUUUUGUACAGUGAUAUGUUGAGUAUAUGUUGCUGUUUUGCUAUACAGAUCAGCGAACAUCCUAAUUCUUAAACUUUGUUAGGCUGAUUUCGAGACAAUGUCUUUGUAAAAAAUGUGAGGUUGUUUUUAUUUUGCAAGUUCAGGUUGUUUUUUUUUCUUUAUUCCAGCAGGUGAUUUUUUUAGUUAACUAAUUUAAAUGCAAUUAUCUGAUUUACAUCAGUUUAUAUUGUUUAAGAGCUUGUUAAGUUUAUAAGCAUUUGUCUAUCUAUUGUUGAAUGUUGACUUAUUAUAAUUAGGAGCAAAAUAAAUUC